CCCCUCUCCUCCCCCGGCGGGCUCGGCGGAGCAUUGUACUCACAUCCGGGGCUGGGUUUUGCUUUAAUGCGAAACGUAAUUAACCCGGAAAAAAGAGCCGAGAGACAAGAGAGAAGGAGGGGUGGGGGUGCGGGGAGGAGAGCGAGAGGAGCGAGAGGCACCGAGAGUUUGGCGGCGAGAUAAAGAAAUCCCCCGAGAGCGGCGGCCCGGCCGGCCGGAGACGCGCGUCCCACCCCGAUGUAACCCACCCUGCCCGAGCCCCGGCCGCCCACGGCGGGGGUGAUGUGAGCAGAGCCCAGGAAUGCCUUAUGUGGAUCGACAGAACCGAAUCUGUGGGUUUCUGGACAUCGAGGAGCAUGAGAACAGCGGCAAGUUUCUGCGGAGGUACUUUAUUCUGGACACCCAGGCCAACUGCCUUCUCUGGUACAUGGACAACCCCCAGAACCUGGCCAUGGGGGCAGGCGCCGUUGGAUCUUUGCAGCUGACCUACAUCUCGAAGGUGAGCAUAGCUACACCGAAGCAGAAACCCAAAACUCCAUUUUGCUUUGUCAUCAAUGCCCUCUCUCAGAGGUAUUUUCUUCAAGCUAAUGACCAGAAGGAUCUGAAGGACUGGGUGGAAGCCCUGAACCAAGCCAGCAAGAUCACCGUACCCAAAGUUGGGAGCCUGCCCCUGACUACAGAAGUUAUAAAAAGCCUGCCACCUCCUCCAGCCCUAGAGAAGAAGCCGCAGGUGGCCUACAAGACAGAGAUCAUCGGAGGGGUGGUGGUACACACGCCCAUCAACCAGAAUGGUGGGGAUGGGCAGGAGGGGAGCGAGCCUGGGUCCCAUGCCAUCCUUCGGAGGUCUCAGAGUUACAUCCCCACGACGGGCAGCCGUGUUCCCUCUGGGCCCCCCCUCAUUAAGAGCGGCUACUGUGUGAAGCAAGGGAAUGUGCGGAAGAGCUGGAAACGUCGCUUCUUUGUGCUCGAUGACUUUACUAUCUCCUACUUCAAGUGUGAGCAGGACCGAGAACCACUGCGCACUAUAUUUCUCAAGGACGUUCUCAAGACCCAUGAGUGUCUGGUCAAAUCUGGGCUCCCCCUCUGCCCAGUGCCCAUGUCAUGGGCCCAGUGCCUGCCACGGCCUUCCAAGUCUUCAUUUCCGGAGCCAGCUCUGCCUGUGACCAGUCCUUUUUUGGAAUUAUUCUCACUCUUGGCGUCCAACACACAAUCUAACAUUGAUCUCUUAAUGAGGGACAACCUGUUUGAAAUCAUAACAAGCUCCAGGACCUUCUACAUACAGGCGGACAGUCCUGAAGACAUGCACAGCUGGAUUAAGGAGAUCGGGGCAGCUGUCCAGGCCCUCAAGUGCCACCCCAGAGAUAUGUCCUUUUCUAGAUCCAUUUCUUUGACUCGCUCUGGAAGCUCCGGCCUCUCGGGGGGGCCCAACUCUGUCCUGUGCAGGGGGCGGCCACUUGUGGAAGAGAAAAAAGCUCUUUGCAAAGCCCCCUCUGUGGCUUCCUCCUGGCAACCCUGGACCCCUGUCCCCCAGGCCGGGGACAAGCUGCUUCCAGCUGAAGAGACUCCUGGGGACUCUCUGUUCACGCCUCGACUUGGGGAGAGCAGUACUUCUGGGGUGUUACCUAGCUCCCGGAUAAGGCACAGGUCGGAGCCCCAGCACCCCAAGGAGAAACCAUUUCUGUUCAGCCUUGAUGACGAGAGCAUACGGACUUCUGAUGUGUGAUAGGGCACGGUGUCCUGGGAGGGGGGAGGACUCAAGAAAAGGAGGCCAUCACUCAGUUUCCUUACGUUUUGGAGGACAGUCAGAGAGCAUUUGGCACUCAUAUUCCUGUGGAGGCUCGGUGGAAGGGGCCCAUUCAGCUGGCCUGUUGGUUUUUUUGUUUUGUUUUGUUUUAAAUACAAAUAUAGUGUAUUUAACUUGGAAACUAGGUUAGACCUGUGGGCACACUCAGUGGAGAGCAGGUUGCCUCUACUUUGCCCUAAGAUCUUCCUGGUCAGAGGAGGUUGGGAGUACAAUUUCAUCCCCAACCAAGUUGUAUUUCCUCAUCCUAAUUGUAGUUUUUUCCUUUACUUCCCAGGCCAGGCAUAGAAUCUCGGGCCAGUCCUCUGGUUUAUCUAAUUCCUGUUUAUUGGCUGAGGUCUGACUGUGAGGUAGGAAGGUUGUAACUAAACCAGUUGGUUUGCUGGGGAUACAUUCUGAGGGGAGGUGUUAAAAUCUUGGGGGGCGGCAGGUAGCUCUCAGAAUGUCUACGAGGAUAGAGCCUCCCAGGGGACCUCCAGAGGGGAAGAAAUAGAGAUCUUGUUUGAAGGUAUGGGCAAAGAUUCCACCUCAGUGGAUUGGCCAGUUCUGGGAAUUAUUCUGUUCUUGUCUAUGACCCCAAAUAAUGUCAACGUGAGUGACAGACCUGCCCCCCCAGUUUCUGUGUCAGGCCCUGGGGAUGGGUUUAUCGGUGUUAAAAGUCACGACUAUUGAGAAUAGAGCAGACAUUUCCAUCACUAGGGCAUUAUUUGGAAGUUCGGAGGGUUGAUAAGUGUAGGAUAAUUCUCUUGUGUGAGAGAUCAGAUCUCUAUCUUAGAGUGUUAGAAUUGCUUUAGGGUAGGUCCUGGGAAAAGACGGACAUCCAAAUAAACUUCAUCCAGAUAAACUUUUCUGAUCUGUGUUUUCCAGACAGAAGAAAAGGUCUGUUUCAGCACAGAUUUCUUGAAUCCUUAACCUCAUAACUCUAUUCAGUGGGCUGAUGUAGUCUAAUUUUAAGUGCUGUAUAUUAUAAACCCUGGUGGAUUUGCUUUCUUUCUACUCUUUCUGUUGCCCUUUGAAUGAAACUUUGCGGACUUGCAUGAUCAAACCUUGUAACCCUAAAUAAGGUUCCAUGUACUUAACAAUGAAGAGAUACAAAGAUAAUCUUGAGCGGUAUUUAUAUUUUUAGUAAAUAGAAACUGUGCAUAGUAACAUUGAUUUAGAGGCUCUGCGUUGCUGACUAGAGAUUUCCCAGGUAGAGCAUAGAUGGCACUUCCCACCCAGAUUUUUGGGUGUACCUUCUUUCAUUUGACAAGAAGAUACUAUUUCCAGGGUCCCUGGGAGAAUUUGUCCAACUUACGUGCUGAACUGUUAACUUAUCAGGAUUCCUUAAAGGGAGAGGAAAAACUAACUCAUUUCUGUCUAUGCCUUUUAUCAGCUAGAUCAGUUAAUUAGCUUUAAAUUAAAAAUUAAUGACUAGAGGAAGAUACCAAGAGAUGCAUUUUUACCUAAGUCAAUCCCUUCUCCUUCCUUAUGUCUAGAUCUAAUACAGAGGCAAAAACGUGUCAUCAGAAAUCUUUAGGGGCGUGAGAGAAAUCUUUGUUCCUUCCCGGCAGUGUAAUUUCCUUGAAGUCCAUGUCAUGUUGAGAACUUUUCUUGACUACACUGCAUUGAAGCUGUUUUUUCACUUAAAUUCUUUGGCCUAGCGGUUCUGGUAGAAAAGACACGUAGUACUGGAUUUCUCUCUCUCUCUCUCUCUCUGUCCUCUUUUUUGCAGACUCUUGUAGACUUUUGUCAUCAGAAAUUUGUGGCUUGAGAGUUAUUUAUGGGUGACCAAGGUUACAGCUUUAAGUAGCCUGAUAAGUAGGCAUUUCAGAUUCUUAAAGCUCUUUGUCUCUCGUUUUGUCUUCAGAUUUUCCUCAAGAAAAUUCUUUGGCUAGAUAGAUCAGAGAAAGUACAAAAUAUUGCACUAACAAAAAUAAGUUAGGAACUUUUGAGAUCCCUUAAAACAUUCCCUAACUCAUGUAAGCUGUCAUCUUUUGGUGUUUAAGCUGUGAAAAUGUACCCAUUUCUCUUUUGUUAAAUAAACUCUCUGCUAGAAUACUACUGCUAAAUUAAUUGGCCAUUAUAGUAAGCUGAUAAUGUUCCUUAUUUCAGUAGGGUCUAUUUAGGAUGUGUUAAACAUACGUAUAAAUCUAGAUUAUAUUAUUAUUAUGAAAGAGGGGGAAAACAAGGACUCUAGUUGGCAAAUACUUGGGAAUACCAAAUGGAAACAUUGUUAAUCUAGUUCCAAUACCAGAUAAAUAGAAUUAUCUUCAGUGAAGUCUGUAAGGAUUGUCAUUCCCAAACCUUAUUUCAGAAUUUUGUGUCCGUAUUUCUUACCUUCUGGCCAAUUUCACAUCACAACUUUUUAAUGUCACUGCACAUGUGAGCCAAAGAUAGUUCAUAUAUAGUCGAAGCAUUUGGCUUUAAAUGUGUAUGGAACCAGAUGAAAAAAAUAGGGCAGGGAAGCAGUAUAGGUUAGUAGUUAAAUGUAUAGGCUUUGGAAUAAAUCUGAGUUUGGGGGGGAAAAAAAAAGAACCAAAAAGGUACUGCAUUUUCUUUGUGGAGUAAAAACCUUCUCUGAGUUGUGCUGUUUUCCUAAGACUUUCGAAAUGGUCUUGACUCAGUUUAUUUAACAGUAUUACAGAUGAUCUUCCUAAUAAUUGAACUCUUUACCAUCCCCUAUUCUUGAGAGCUUAAGGAUUUGCUUACUCAAGAUCCCUUGGUGGUUCGUAAACAUUGUUGGACCUUUUGCAUCCUGGGAGACAUCAUAAACCUACUAAGGUGUAGAGUAGUCUCAGGUCAAAAUAUCAGAAGUUAUACGUUUAUUUCUGAGUAGAAUGCUGAGCUCACCCACGUGAGAAAGAGCAGAGCGAAGGUCCAGCUUUAUAGUUCACUUGAAGCAAAAGGUUUAUUUUCUUUGCUGAAUAUAAUAAUUGUGCUCUGAUACGGGCUAAAAGGACCUAAGUAGAAUUGAGCGUGGGAUUUGAUGUUUGUUUUUAUUGUUGACCAAUAACACCGUUUUGGAAAUUGAGUUUCCCAAAUGAGCUUUGUUUAUGUUUAUAAACUUUGAACAUGUCAAAAAUGGACAGUUUAGCAAAUCUUUUCUACCACCAUCACUUUUUUCUUACUUUUUUUUUCUCUAUGUUAUUGCGUGCGGCAGUCAGUUACAGUCACUUGUACUAAGUAGAAUUUGAAUAAAGCUAAUAUUAGC
This is a messenger RNA of Mustela erminea (ermine), 4994 nucleotides long. RefSeq names its product pleckstrin homology domain containing A2 (gene PLEKHA2). Gene Ontology annotation, molecular function: PDZ domain binding. The record is from RefSeq and is a predicted model, not a curated record. Gene Ontology annotation, cellular component: membrane; cytoplasm. The transcript has 13 exons. NCBI's taxonomy places the organism in Eukaryota, Metazoa, Chordata, Mammalia, Carnivora, Mustelidae. Bases 302 to 1723 code for a protein of 473 amino acids.